This is a messenger RNA of Anopheles arabiensis, 2817 nucleotides long. RefSeq lists its product as uncharacterized. Gene Ontology annotation, molecular function: nucleic acid binding. The record is from RefSeq and is a predicted model, not a curated record. Lineage: Eukaryota; Metazoa; Arthropoda; Insecta; Diptera; Culicidae.
AUGAUCGACGCUUCAGCCGAGCUUCCAUCUAUCGCAAAGCUACAAUACUUACUGUCAUCGUUGAAGGGGGACGCGGCGGUACCCUUCGAGCAUACACCUUUAACGGCAGACAACUAUUCGGUUACCUGGACGGCGCUUCUUAAACGGUACGACAAUUCUCGUCUUUUGAUUCGCGAAUACUAUCGCAAAUUGCACUACCUUACGGGAGUGCAAUUGGUGUGCGUUGAUAAGCUCACGCACCUGGUGGAUGAAUUCAACCGCUUCGUCAACGGGUUGAAAAAGCUGAAUGAACCGGUUGAUUCGUGGGAUACACCCCUCUCAAACAUGCUGCUGAUGAAGUUGGAUCGAGAGACAUUGUUGGCUUGGGAGAAACAUUCCGUGCACUUCACGACGGACAAAUAUAAGGAUGUGAUCGAUUUCGUGCAAGAUCGUAUCCAAAUCUUGAAAUCGACCAACAACGUCGUGAAGGAUCAAGCAGCUAGUGGUAUCAAGGUGGCCGGUCUCAUUCGUCAACCAGGGCAACGGAGAUUCAUCGCGAAUGCAGCUACAUCUCGCUCGGCUCCUGCUGCAUCGACUGCGCACACCCAACAGCCAAAGUGUCCAUUGGAGUGUUCCGAAGACCACACACUGCGCAACUGUCCAGUGUUCAUCGCCAAGGAGGUCCAACAGCAACGGGUCGUCGUCGCAUCGAAGCGACUGUGCUGGAACUGUUUGAGCAGCAAUCAUCAGGUUAGAGCGUGCAAGUCGGAUUAUUCGUGUCGCUCGUGUCGUGUGCGUCAUCAUACUCUUCUACACCAUUCACCACCCCAUGCUCCACCCGCAACGGUAACAUUGGUUUUGUUGGAUUCGGGAUCCAUGUCAAAUUUCAUCGCUGAGGAGUUCGCACGGAAACUGCUGACGAGUCGCAAAAGGGUCAACGUCGCUGUAUCGGGCAUCGGCAAUGCACUACAGCAGAUCAAGGGUUCCAUCGUCGCUACCGUUCAGUCCAAGACACAACCCUUCGCAACGGAGAUGACUUUCUUGGUUCUGGACACGCCAUCCGCAAACAUCCCUACAUCACCAACGGACGUCUCUUCAUGGAAAAUGCCGGACGUGGCAUUGGCGGACAGCACCUUUAACAGUCCGGGGCAAAUCGACAUCUUCAUCGGAGGCGAUACGUUCUGGGAGCUCCACACCGGUCGCAAGCGCUCUAUCGGUAGAGGCAAACCGUGGCUGGUCGAAACCCAUUUUGGUUGGGUUGUCACCGGCAACACUCAUCAUUGGUCCAUCGGUCCGCGACUGUGCCAUCUAUCUGCAUACGACACUCCACUGGAGGAGACCAUGCAGCGGUUCUGGGAGAGUGAAACCAUAGCCGAGGAUCCUGUGCUAUCGGUUGAGGAGAAUUCUUGCGAGAAGCAUUUCGCAGCAACAACUGUUCGCAACUCAUGUGGAAGGUAUGUCGUUAGUUUGCCAUUUAACUCCAACCCUAAUAUCGUUUUAGGAGAGUCGAAGGAAAUAGCCGGCAGACUGCGUUGUAUCGAACGGCGGUUGAACAGCAAUGCUAAAAUGAAAGAAGAGUAUGUGAAAUUUAUGAAAGAAUAUGAGCAUUUGGGGCAUAUGAAGCGGCUUACCAGUCCUGCAAACGAUUCGGUAGAGCAUUACUACCUCCUACAUCACGCUGUCAUUAAGGAAUCAAGCACAACCACGAAGGUGCGUGUCGUGUUCGAUGCGUCCUGUAAGACUUCGAGUGGUUACUCAUUGAACGACAAACUCUUAGUGGGACCAGUCGUUCAAGAAGAUCUUUUAUCGAUUAUCCUUCGGUUUCGUUCUCGUGCCAUUGCUCUCACUGCAGACGUAGAGAAGAUGUAUCGGCAAAUUUUACAUAGCCCUCAUGACCGUAACUAUCUGCGCAUCCGGUACAGAGAACAUCCUGCAGAUCCUAUAUCGACAUUUGAGCUACAGACGGUUACGUACGGCACAGCCUCUGCUCCAUUUUUAGCAACCAGGACCCUAAAACAGAUUGCUCUUGACCACAAGGAAGAGUAUCCUUUGGCAAUGAACGCGGUCAUGAACGAUUUUUACGUAGAUGAUUUGCUAACGGACGAACUCAAGGCGGCAGAACUCAAGUUGUGUUAUCUUUCGCAACAAGACACCUUUUCCGAGGAGAUACAACACCUGCAGAAGGGCAAAGAGAUUCCGAAGAACUCCAAAUUAAAAUGGAUUUCCCCUUUCAUAGAUACGCAAGGUAUUCUGCGCAUUGGUGGCCGGCUCAGUAACGCACAUCUGUCGGAAUCAGAAAAACACCCGGGAGCGGCACAUGAGCUGAAUCGCGUCUACAAGAUGCUAAAGAGCGACGAACACGAUCGAGCUGCUAUAUUUGAUUGGUGCGCGAUGAAUCAGAUGAAGUGGAAGUUUAUCCCACCAAGAGCACCACAUUUUGGAGGUUUAUGGGAGGCGGCGGUGAAGGCAGCUAAAAAUCAUAUAGUCAGAACAAUAGGAACAACAAGCAUCACACAGGAGAGCAUGCUUACCCUACUUGCCCAGGUAGAGCAAUGUUUGAAUUCGCGACCAAUUACACCUCUAUCCGAUGAGCCGUCGGACUUGGAACCAUUGACACCGGGACACUUCCUCGUCGGUGGCAAUCUGCAAGCGGUACCAAUCAUCGAUUACACCGAGACACCGAGCACCUAUUUGAGGGAAUACCAGUUGGUACAAAAACAUCUGCAAACCAUUUGGGCUCGAUGGUAUCCGGAGUACCUGCAGCAGUUACAAGCUCGAGCCAAAUAUUGCAACGGGAAAUCAGCGGUUCUGAAAGAAAAAUCAACUGGUGAUUAUUAA